GUAUCCUCUCCAUACAUGAAUGUCAUGAACAUGAACCAUGUUAAUUAGGCCAGUGGACACCUCAGUGAGCGAGCUCGUAAAUACUCCUUUGUCUGCUGAUGGUUUACUGGAGUACAACUUUCUACUGCUGGCAGAAGUCCAAGCAACACCUAAUAACAAGGUGACAGUAGCUAAAUGGCGAUGUAACUUACCGUUCAUCACACAUAAUAUUUAUGAUCAUUUAUAUGAAAUGUAAACCUCUGUGCCACUGGAGUUUAGGAAUCGUGGGUGCAUGACACAUGGUGUGAGCAUUUGGCCUCUUUACGCACAAUUCUACCCAAAUGGCAGCGACAUUACGCAGUGGACACCCAGAAAUCGUGUUGAAGGAGGAAAACAUCUAAAUCUAUACAGUGACACUGUUGCUGUCUCGUCUCCAGGAUACAAAUAUAUUCUUUGUUCAUAGCCGUGUUCAACCAGAGCGCACCAUGCGAACAGGGGGGCAGUGGUACCGGGUGGAGUCUUCCCCCCUUGUUCUCACAUGUGCUCCGCCCGCCUGCGCUGAUUGGAUUGAAAAUCAUCUUGUCCAUCUCCACUGAGCGAGAGGCCGUGUGUGUGUGUGUGUGUGUGUGUGGUUCAUCCUCACACUAAGAAACGCCUACCCGGAGGAGCCGGUAAAGUCAGUCACUUCAAACUGAAAAACACGCUGCCUGGUCGCAUUCAGGAGACAUUCAUGUAUGGAGAGGAUACACACAGCAAUAGCCUACCUCUGACUGACCCACUGUUUUUUUUUAUCUUAACAGGUAUUAAGACGGGUUACGUCAGCUAAUAACUUUCCAUGAGUUUGGCAUUUUUCUUCUGUGUCAUACAAAUCUAAGCUGAUACACUAAUCAAGACUUGUCUCGGAAUUGCUGAGUGCGCUCACUGGAUGCUUUGGGUGAACAGGUGGCACAAGCUCCGGUUCCCUUAAUUUGUUAUUAGGGGCGAGACGCAGGCACAACGGACUUAACGCACUUUACCGGACGUUAAGCAUUUAAUACCUGGCUUUAAGCUGGGCGAGGGGACGAUCUGCACAGCUGUCUCCCUUGUUAAAAGGAGAAGUUUGACAAGGGAGCUGUGAUGCCAGUAGCCGACAGCGACAUGGUAGUGGACAACAGCCACGGGUUAUACGAGGGUAAAACCCCAAAUGGUGCCGGGAACGAGAGCGCCCUGCCGGCUUCAUUAUGCAGCCCUGCAGCUGACAUCCUCAAGAACUUUUAUCACACCAAACGGGUCGGGAACUACCUGAUAGGCAGGAAGCUGGGAGAAGGAUCGUUCGCCAAAGUCAGAGAGGGUCUCCACGCUUUGACUGGGGAAAAGGUGGCUGUGAAGGUGAUUGACAAGCGAAAGGCCAAGAAGGACUCGUAUGUGACCAAGAAUCUGCGCAGGGAGGGCCACAUCCAGCAGAUGAUCCGCCAUCCCAACAUCACGCAGCUGCUGGACAUCCUGGAAACGGAGAACAGCUACUACCUGGUGAUGGAGCUGUGCCCCGGCGGCAACCUCAUGAACCGAAUCUAUGACAAGAAGCGGCUGGAUGAGAGGGAGACUCAGAAAUACAUCCGGCAGUUGGUGCUGGCCGUGGAGCACCUGCACAGGGCAGGCGUGGUGCACAGGGAUCUGAAGAUAGAAAACCUCCUGUUGGAUGAGCAGGACAACAUAAAGCUCAUAGAUUUUGGCCUCAGCAACUGUGCUGGCAUCUUGGGAUACUCAGACCCUUUCAGCACCCAGUGUGGAAGCCCGGCCUACGCCGCCCCAGAGCUGCUCUCCAGGAAGAAGUAUGGGCCGAAGGUGGAUGUCUGGUCCAUUGGUGUGAACAUGUAUGCGAUGUUGACUGGGACUCUCCCAUUCACCGUGGAGCCCUUCAGUCUCCGAGCCUUGCACCAGAAGAUGGUAGACAAGGAGAUGAACCCUCUACCUCCCUCACUCUCCACAGCUGCCAUCUGUCUUCUGAAGAAGCUUCUUGAGCCAGAUCCCAACAAGCGCCCCAAUAUCCACCAGGUGAUGGCUGACUCGUGGCUACAGCUGGCCAACAAGAACACCGGGGCACCGUACCUCAACAGGAUUCAUAUCGAGGAAAUCAACCACACCGUGUUGCUGCAUAUGACGGAGAAAAUGAACUACAAGCACAGCGAGGUGCUGAGCGCUGUCCUCACCAACCGCGCCUGCCAUACGCUGGCUGUCUACUUCCUCCUCAACAAGAAAAUGAAGAGGCUCUCAAAAGAGUACAGGGAGAUGCAGUUCCAGGAGAAAAAGAAGAAAGGAGAAAAACAGAAAAACGAAUACUUCCAAACCCAAUGGAGGAAGCAUGUGGACAAGCUCACUAUCCCCCCAAAACAGACGCCCAUCUACCUGGCUGUUAGCAAGGGGCCCAGUAAGGAGAAGAAACACAGAACAGGUCUUUUGCGUGCCAUAACUGGUGGCCAUCGUAAUUCCCCACUGGCACCACCGGGCACGGUCGCUUCUUCCUCAAUGGAGUAUUUAGAGAUCCAACCUCUCUUUAACAACACCCCUCAGCAACGGCGGCGCUUGGCCACCCUCCCACAAGUAAACACGAGCCCAGAACACAACAUACCUGCUCCACCAGCACCAUCACCAAUCGGCAUGCAUUCCUUUGGCUCCCUCUCCAAAGCUGAGCAAAUUGAAGACACCCCAGCUUCACCUUGGUACAAGCUGACCAACGGGACUCUGUCUCCUCCCCGCCACGUCUCUGCUUUCCAACCUGACUCCUCUUACUUGAAGAAGGCCACAAUCCCCAGUCCUCCCGUCCUCAUUGUCAAUCCGCAGCCCAAGAAAAGCGUCUCAGAUUGGUGCGGUUCUUCAGACACCAGCGGAAGCCCCCCCAGCACCGUUGGAAGCCCUCCAGGCAGCUCGGCUUUCAGCCCUCCAAAGUCUGCCUUUAGCCCCCUCAACCCCACCUCAGCAUUCAGUCCUCCUUCCAACAGCAGCAGCAGUGAUCCCGAUAGCCCGACGCACCGCAGCAAGUUCCCGUCCAUGGGAAUCGGACAGAUCCUGAAGAAGAAGGUCCAGCUCCAGCCGUUCACCUUCCGGCCAGAACAGGUCGUCGAAGAAGUGGUGUCCCCACCACCCUAUCCCAUGCAGACUCUCCUCUGUGCUUCAGGUGCACUCAAGACCCUCUGUUGAGGUAUGCAAGAUGGAAGAAAAUGAAAGAAAGACAGACUGAACUCAAGGCCCCUCUCAACAUUUUGUUUAAGUUGGAGAGGUCUUCCAGAGCGGCCUUUUGAACUGUGAAUUGUUCCUUUAUUGCGACUGAGCCACUUUUCGUGACGGACAUGAUCAAUCUUAAAAAAAAGUAGAGGUUUAAAAAUGUUUUAUCUCUUGCCACCGCUCUUAUGUAAUAAGAGUUGGUGACACUGAGAGGAUGAGAUUUGAGGCAGAUCCCUGAGGGAUGACUAAACCUCGCUGUGUCCUAGAUACAGAGUGGACAUGGGGCAUCACGUAAUAUGAGCCUUGCCAAUAAGAUGUGCACACACACACACACGCACACACACAAGACACUGUAUUAUACACUGAGUUAAGAGAUACUCUCUUAUGUAAUAUUGCUGUAACUGGUUACUAAUUGAGCCGUAAACUGAUUCACACCAGCUAACAGACCCCAACCCUCUCCCUGAUUACAUGUAUAAAUGUUUUUGUCUCUGUGAAAACUCUCUAAGAUACCCACUGACUUCCAGGCAGCUGCCACUGUAUCCUCAAUGCUGACUGGAUGAAGAGGCUCACUGCACUAUACCUAAAAACCAAAACCUAUAGUAACAACCUUUACCAUCUUUUACCUCACUGCAUUAUUCAUACAUAAAUGUAUAACGGCAGUCAUUUAUGACAUGCUUGUGUGGAUUUUGCCACAGUGUUGCAGUGUUUGAGCGUUAGUGCCAUUAGAAUCGAUCAACACACCAAAAUAGAAGUAGAUACCAAGAACCAGAGUCAUACUCUCACUUUUUAUAAUGUUCUCAUAAACUAUCACUCGACACUAAUAAUAAUUCACAGCUAUAACUUUUUCUAUACAAGUGUUGAUUCACCUCUACAACCCACAGGGAAACUGUAAAACUGUCUUAGUUAUGACUCUCACUGGAGGAAAUGGCUGUUCAUACUCAGUUUUAGAGAAAAAAAAAAAGAGAAGAUAAAAAAAAUAGAGCAUCAAAGCCUUAUGAAACUGAUCAACCUCGCCCACGGUUGGAGAUAUAAAGGUGGGAAGAACUGCUACUAGGAUCAAGUAAUAUCCAUGAAAAUACAUCACAUUUUUUUGUCUUAAUACUGUAGUUUGUGCAAUAGUCUUAAGUGUUAACUGCAAUGACGAGUAUUUGCCAAGAGCUCUCUGAGAGUGAUGUGAAAAUUGUGCUUGUAAAUAACGAUACGACUCCUGUGUUCCUGUCACUUAUGCGCGAAGGGAUUCUAAAACGUUCGUUGAAAUUGUUCACGUUAGAGGCUUCAGAAAACUAUUUGACCCUGCAAAAAUUCUUCCACAGGCACACAAGGCUUUUCACUGUUAAGAUACUGUAGAAUCUCUUCCUGUCCAAAUAAAAAGUUUGCAUGCAAUGUUUCAUGAGUCGAAUUGUACUGUUAACAUUUGAAAAUUACGUCUUUGUACCUUUUUUCUGGUUGAUACUGAGAUUGAUACAGACACGGGGGGUCUUUUGUAAGAUUUUGUAACGGAUGGUUUUGUUCGAGUGUCAAGAGAUUUCUAUGCUGUAUAUAAAGUAUUUUAAAUAUUUAUACUGAG
Messenger RNA from Scatophagus argus, 4747 nucleotides. RefSeq names its product hormonally up-regulated Neu-associated kinase (gene hunk). Gene Ontology annotation, molecular function: ATP binding; protein serine/threonine kinase activity. The transcript is spliced from 9 exons. Gene Ontology annotation, biological process: protein phosphorylation; intracellular signal transduction. The coding region runs from base 1096 to 3156 and encodes 686 amino acids. Gene Ontology annotation, cellular component: cytoplasm. The record is from RefSeq and is a predicted model, not a curated record. Lineage: Eukaryota; Metazoa; Chordata; Actinopteri; Scatophagidae.